ACGAACUGGUAGCGAACAUAUAUAUUGUGCUGCAUUGCCGGCUUGUUUGUGCAAUGGAGCGAUCAACGCCCCGAACAAUGGCGCCAACACGGUGGCUACUGCUUAUCUGCCUCGCCGGUGCGGCGGGUGGCGUACUCCAAGCUCGCGCCCAGCCUGACAGCAACGGUAUUUUCUAAUAUUGAUCCCAUGUUCACAACACAAUUUUACAUUCUCUUACAUUUCUUGCUGCGGAAAAUUUUCAUUUUCUUUUGCAACGUAUGGAUCGUAGGCAUGCACAGUCGAACUGUGUACACGUUGUGUCUGUGCGUGAUUGAUGGAUUCAUCGCAUGUUGUUUGUACUGAAGGGUUCAUAAGCAUAGAUUGCGGUCUUCCAGGCAAGACGAGCUACGUGGAAGACACCACCAAACUCCCCUAUACUCCAGAUGCCGGCUUCACCGACACCGGCACCAACCACAACAUCUCGGCCGAGUAUUUAACCCCGUCAACCGGCAGGAGCUGGCACAAUCUGCGAAGCUUCGCCACUGGCCCGCGCAAUUGCUACACGCUCCUCUCUCUCAUGUCCGGUCUCAAGUACCUCGUCCGAGCCAAGUUCAUGUAUGGAAACUACGACGGCCUUGACAGGCCACCCGUGUUUGACCUCUAUGUUGGCGUCAACCUGUGGACGACGGUAAACAUCACGGGCCCGGAAGGGAUGGUGUCCACAGAGGUUAUUAUUGUGGUGCCGGACGACUUCUUGCACGUCUGCCUGGUGAACACCGGCGCCGGGACGCCCUUCAUCUCUAGCCUGGAGCUCAGGCUGCUGCACAGGACACUCUACCCGCAGGCAACCACGACGCAGGGCCUCGUCCUCUCGUCCAGGCUCAACUUCGGCCCAACUAGCGAAAACAAUGUCAUCAGGUGAAUCAGAUACCAAUCAAAGUUUUUCUCCGGUUUUUGCCUCCCAAGCAUAUGUUCCCGGGUGAACAACAAAUUUGAGAAACCAGUAACAAAAAUCAAAACAAUAUAAUAAAGGUUGUGGGAAAUAAACAUGUUCAUGUCUUCUAUCUGCAACUCUGCGUACAAAUUGUAAUGAAGAAAAGACGUAUUUUGUGAUCUGGAGAAAAAGGAAAAAAUAAUCUUUCUUGUUUUUUUUUGCCUAGAUCAAAAUAUGCCAUUUCUUCCAAAAAGAUCGCAUGCAGUUAAGGCACAACAUGUUUGUUGUAACAAAAUAGAAAAUUAUUGAUUUUUUUUCUUUCAAAUUUCCUGUCCACCCAGGGUAUGUGGACUAGCUUGGCCUCCAUUUUGAACAUCCAUUGUUUUCCUCUAAGUUUUCAUUUCUUCAAUGGCACUAACCCUACGUGACACAAUUGAUCAGGUAUCCGGACGACCCACACGAUAGAAUAUGGGUCCCUCGGGUCAACUCGGCAACCUGGACCGAGAUAACAACGACGAACACGGUGCAACACGAAGAAGGCGACUUAUUCGAAGUGCCGACUACGGUGAUGCAAACGGCAAUCAUGCCGCGGCGGAACGGGAUCCCGUGGCGCAGUCCAGCGACCCAUCGCCAGGGUAUAUCGCCAUCAUGCACUUCUCCGAGCUGCAGCUCCUCUCAAGCAACUGCAUGCGUGAGUUCUUCGUCAGCAUCAUCGGCGAGCCAUGGCACCCAAACGGCUUCACACCCAAGUACCUCUAUGGCAGCGCCACUUACAAUAGCUUGCCCUCUCGGAAGAGCGAGUACGUCUCCAUCAUCGCCGCACCCAACUCAACACUGCCACCUGUAAUCAAUGCUCUCGAGGUGUUCUCCGUCAUCCCUACUACAAUCAUCGGCACAGACUCCAGGGAUGGUAUGUGCAUUCUGUAUAGACACGUAUAAAAUAUGUACAUGACCACAAUAGUGCACGCCUAAAAAAGAAAAUUAAAUCACAAUUUUCCUAAAAUUAUUGUCAAACCGGAUCAGUAUCGUCUCAAAGUUUUUUGAUCGACAUCUAACCAGCCUCCUCUCAAGUCACUCCAUAUAUAACAUUAUACUACUACUGACUUAAAAUUGCAGUUACAAUAAAGCUAGAGAGUGCAAUUUUUAGGUGAUAGGGGCAAAGGUGUCCCGAUGUUUUGAUGAGAUAGCAAUCGUUUUCUG
Molecule: messenger RNA, 2113 nt
Organism: Aegilops tauschii subsp. strangulata
Lineage: Eukaryota; Viridiplantae; Streptophyta; Magnoliopsida; Poales; Poaceae
Product: putative leucine-rich repeat receptor-like protein kinase At2g19210
Source: RefSeq, a predicted model, not a curated record